Messenger RNA from Cinara cedri, 11785 nucleotides. The record is from the annotation of a GenBank genome assembly. Lineage: Eukaryota; Metazoa; Arthropoda; Insecta; Hemiptera; Aphididae.
AUGCGAUUCGCCUUCAUCGGUUUGUUUGACGAUCACUACGAAUACACUAUUCAGAAGAAGAAGCAAUUGGAAGUGACUAUGGAAACGAAAAUGGAAGUCACCGUCCCGGAAGCGCCCCGAAUGGUCGCGUGGCAGAUGGACGCGUACGGCACGUACGAAGACUUAAAGGCCAAUGACCAAGUGCCGGCGCCCACCGAGGUCGGACCCAAAGAAGUAUUGGUGCGCAUCAAAGCGUCGUCCGUCAAUCCCAUCGACGUUCUAAUGGCCGGUAAGUCGGAGCGUCUCGUACAGCCAGCACUAUAGGGUUUACAAGUUGUAGGGUUGGACUGCAGUGUCGUACCCAGCGAAAUCGGUACAAGGCGCUAGAAAAAUUUACCGAGCAGAAAAUAAAAAUAAAAAGGGGGCACCUCUCGCACCUCCCUAGAGACACCACUGGGUCGGGAUGUAGUUAUCGGGUUAAAAGCAAUACUUCCGCGUUCGACCAGUCGUAUAGCAUUCUCAUUUCAACAUUUUUUUCUGCGCUCUCGGUUUGUGACUCGUCGACAUAGAAAUCCAUUCUAUGUAUAAUGUUUAUAUACAAAUAUACCUACAAUGACGAGUUCGAAAAACGAAUGGGUGCAUGUUUAAAAUUUAUAUUUUGUUAGUAAGAGAAAAAUAAACGGUGGGUAAAUAUGUUUUUAUUAAUACAAAAAUGAUAGGUAGCUACCCCAUUGAUAACCGAUAACCCAUUGAUGUUAUUUUAUUUUUCAGUUGAAUAACUAAACGUUUUUAUUUUUUUACUACAUUCCAUUAAAAAAAAAAAAAAAAAAAAAAAAAAAAUGUGUUAACAUUUAGUUAUAAUAUAUUUAUGUCAGGCUUAUCAAUAAAUACUCAGAUUUUGAAAAAUGGUUUUUAUUUUAGUUCAUUAUUUUUAUGAAAUAUCAAUAUACGUAUUAAGUAGGGCUCGAAAUUUGAUGGAUUUGCAUUUUUUUUUUCUAAUGGUUACAUUUGAGGUUUGUUUUUAUUUAACAUAUUAUGUCACGCUGAAUUUAUUGGCACAAAUUUAAUUUCGCACUUUUUACAUUUUUUUUGGUAUUUCUUGGUUGAAAGGUUAUUUUUUGUCAAUUUCGGUGCAUUUUAUUUAUUUUUCUAUUUUUUUGUAGGUAGGUAUAUAUAUAUUUUUUUUUUGUUUAAAGUCGGAGCUAUAAUGAGGAAGGCGUGAGUGCACGCAGUUCAUUUUCGGCUUGCCUCGGCUUAAAGCACAAUCACGUACUCCCAUAUAAACAUAAAAUGUACAAAAGUAAUUUAAUAUUUAUUUGCCUAAGUGUAUAAUUUUAAUUUAACUAAUUUUUACAGUUUAAUUAGAAAAAAAAAUAAGAAACUAGAAAAAUAAAAACCGAAAAGAAAGAAUAUUUAUUUUAAGUAUGAUAAAAGGUUCUUUGUAUUAAGUUUAUGUAAUAUUUUAAAAUUAAAUAACCAACAUAUUAUUUUUGAUAGCAUUAUUGAUGUGUUUCAACACCUUUUCAAAGAAACUAAUUUUUUUUUUUUUAGGUAAUUUGUUAACAUUUUUGUGAAUUUUUUUCAAGAUUUUUAGGUUAUCAAGUUCCGGGCCUUAAUAAUAAGUGUAGAAACUUUUAUUUUAUUUUUUUUUUAAAUUUUGCUAGACAUUAAUUUAAAUACAUAUAUUAUAAUAAAUUAAAAAUAUGUUUUCUUCCAUUUGAGCAUAAUUGGGUAGUUGAUAUUUAUGGGGUGUUAAAACAUACGCGGCAUAACCCGUAUAGAUAGAUAUGUGUGUACUUUUCUACCAGAAAUCGUGCUCUGAUUAUCAACUUAAGGAUGGUUUGUUCUGGAACCGAAUUUUGUCUAGUUUGUGCGUUGGGGACAUUUUGGUUUUCCUUGUAGUUUUCUUAAUAAUUAGGAAACUCUCGUCGGAAAAACGAGAAUAUAUAUAAUAUUAUAAGUAUAUUAUAUGCAAUAAGUACUUAAUAACAGUUUCUUUAUUAAAAUUCGGUGAAAAAAAAUUGUAGGCCUAAAAUUUGAAUCGGGUAUUUUUUAUUAUUACCUAUAUUACCUAUUAUUACCUAUAUUACCUAUUAUUACCUAUUGUUAAUUUCCAAUCCCUUGUAUCCAAUCCCUCUUAUAACUUACGCGACAGCCAUAAAUCGUUUACAACUUUAUAACUCGUGUGUAUGUGUUUUUUUUUUUUUUUUUUUUUUUUUUUUAAUAUUCAACCAGAGGGCUAUGGUAAAGUGUUUCUGAACAGAGUCCGUCAAGCACAACAAAUGUCGUUGUGCAGGCCUGUGGAGUUCCCGUUGACUUUGGGACGGGACUUUUGUGGCGUAGUGGUCGCCAAAGGAGCUAAUGUUACCGAUGCCUUGAACGUUGGAGACACGGUCAUGGGCGUCAUAGCCCCAUUCAAUCAGGGCUGUCACUCUGAACUCGUCUCUGUACCCGAAGCUCAAGUAAACCUACCUACCUACCUACUUAUAUUAAUUAUCCGUACCGAGUAAUUUUCAAUUUAUUACCGAACUGUAAUAUUAUAAGUAGCUAUAACUGUUUUGUAUUAUUAAUGACGGAAAAUACUUUCCUUUUAUUAUAAAUAUUUUGUUUCAACAUAAUUAUUUUAAUUGAACUUAAUGAUACACAAUAAUUUUAAAUAAUAAAAUAAUAAAAUGAAACAAAAUUAUUAAAAUGGUUAAUAGUCGUAAAUAAAUAAAGUAAAUAAAUAUGGUAAACACAUAUAUAUAUAUAACUAAUUUUAAAUAAUCUCUCCUAUUAAAAUAAAUUAUUUCUAUAUUUUAUGUAAAACGACCAAUAAAAUGUAUAAUGUAUGUAUGUAUUAAUUAAGUAAUUUUAUUUUUAUGCAUACAUUUUUUAUUUAUCAUAUUUAUUUACUUUAUUUAAUAAUUUUAAGUCGGUAUUUAAACGACGAGUGAUAAAAACGAUUCUUAUAAUAGGUAAUCAAAAAACCAGAAAACUUAUCCGACGAGGAAGCGGCAGGCUUACUGUACACCGGCCUAACCGUGUGGUGUGCGUUAAAAUUGGCUGGCGGUUUGUACGUUUUUAACGCUGCCGGUAAAAAUGUGCUGGUUAUCGGUGGAUCUGGCGGCGUUGGAAAUUGUGCCAUACAAUUACUACACUGUUGGGGCGCUAAGGUAUUGUAGAAACAAAAAAAAAUCAUAAUAUUCGACCUGUUAGAUCAGUAUAAUAUAUAACGAAUAAUUAGGCAACACGCACAUUUAAUAUCAUUAUCAUUAUAGUUACCUAGUAAUUUUAAAGUUUCCCGAGUAUUUUUGUGAAAUAUUAAUUUAAUUCAACCUUGGCUAUGAGUGAUAAUCUUAUUUUUAUUUUUAGUUUUUACACAAACACUUACUAAUAACUCGCAUAUCCAUAUUAUAUAAUAUUUUUUGUUAAGUAUCUCUUAAAAUCGACAUAUUUUCGAUUUAAUUUUUCGUAUUCAUAACAUAAAUUAUUGUAGUUUAUGUGGACACCUAAGUUAAAUGCAUUUCGUAAAACAUUAAAAAAAUAUAAUUUGUUACUAUGCGUGUUUUUCUAGGUAAAAUAUUCUAAUUUUCAAUUUAAAAUAAAUUAUAUAAAUUAUUAUACUUUCGAAAUUUUCAAGACUUCAAACAAUAAUUAAACCGAAAUCUGUUCAAAUUAAUGCAAGUUAAAUUUAUUACAUCGGUAUCCAAGAUCAAAUUACUCAGGUGCCAACCGAAAUAAAUAGUAACUGAUCAACACCAAUAAGACCAUUAACCAUUAAUCGGUAAUAUUAUUAUAUUCAUAAAUAUUGACAGUUAGAAUUAACUUGCAGUAGAAAAAAAAACCUCGUUAAUUAAAACCGAAAUUCCCUAUUUGUUAUCAUAAUAUUUUAAAUUUUAAUGAGUAUACAAAGUACCUAUACGUCAUAGCUUUUAUAUCCGUGUACCGUGUAUGUAUCAUGUUUAAAAAUGUUUUAUCAUCACCAAUAAUAUCUAAGCAACAAAAUAUUUAAUAUGCAUGAAAAUACUCAUGACUUUUAAGUUGAUUUUAUCGAAACUAUAUACCAAGAAUAAUAAUAUAUAACCUUUUUCAAAGAAAACAAUUUAGAAUGUAUUUUGAAAAGUGUAGUGGAGUAUUAUUGGAUGCAACAUUGAUAUUAUGUAUAUUAUAUGUCUCUGAACAGUCUGAACUCGUGAUGUCUUCUGGGAAACGUCAAAUAACUUUUAAAGUACACUUGUACAGUUUUCGUUACCUACUACAAUUUGCAUAUACAUAUAUGACAUAAGAAAAAAUAAAUUUAACUUUAUAAGAUAUUACUUAUAAAGUAACAUUUUUCAGAAAUUUACUACUAAUAAUUUUCUGAAACAUAAAUAAUAAACUAAAACGAAUAAGGCCGUCAAAUACAAAUUGUUAAGGUCAUUUUGACAAAAAAAAAAAAAAAAAACCAUUACCUACGUACAUUUUGUUAAUCCAGUAAAUUAUAUAUUUUGAAUAACAAGAUUAUUAAAACAGGUUUUUUUUCUUCAUUGGAAAUUACCUACUUCAUAUUUUUAAAUUUCAAAAAAAUAGAUUAAAAUUAAUGUAUUAUAUUUCAAUUUAAUGAGUUACUACGUGUACUUCCUUGUUGGUUUUCAAUAAUAGUUUUAAAGUUCUAUCAUUUUAUGUUAAACGUUUUAUUAAAUAUAUCUAGUGCAUCAAUCUGUUUUUCCUCAAAAGAUUUUUGACCAAUGCCAUUUCCCGAAAAGUUGAUUUUUUCAAUAUUUAAUUUUGUGAAAAGUAAGCAUAUAAAGUAUAAAAAGUGAUAUAAUAUGAUAGUUUUCGUCGGAGGUCGAUACAUGACAGUAAAUGUUAUAGAUCUGAUGGGUUUUUUUUAAUCGGUGUGCUUUUUCAUGCCUAUUCGAUAUCUACUUACAUCGAUGAUAAGUGAUAACUUCCGGGAUAUGUUUUAUUAUUAUACCACGUUUAAAAAUGAUACCAAAUUGAUAAGUAAUACAUUUUUUUGUUUUAUACCAAAUUCGUAAUUUCUAUUAUUAUGUUGAAAAUUGUAUAUCUUUUAUUUGAAAACAAUCAAUCAGUUUACGAAAAAUUAUAUUCACAUAUUAUUAUUGUUCACAAUACAACACACACACACACACACACACACACACACACAAAAGUUUAGGUAGCUACUAGCUACAUUUAAAUGUUGUAAUAAUAUAUUUUAUUUUUAAAUAGGACUAGAAUAGAUUUAUUUGAGUUACAAAAUUAAUGCCUAAUUAUUGUGAUACAUAAUUUGAACAAGUACCUAAUUGAAAUAAAAAAUACAUACACCUAAACAUAUGAUAAACUAGGAAAAUUUAAAAGUAAUUUAUAAUUUUACCAUAUGCCAGUUUAUGCAGUGUACAUAAUUUAACAAUAAUUUUACCAAAUGGUGGUAUUAAACGAACAAAUAAAAACACCAGAAAAAAACAGUAAAAUGAUAAAAAAUUAAUUGAAUACCGAUAACGAUAUUGAAUAAAUCCAUGAAACAGCACCUCGCCGGUAAUCUGUCAUUUACGAACAUGUAUUUGAUAUAGAUAUUAAAUGUACGUAUUAAUUAAAUAUUAAGUAGACAAAAUUAGGUAAACACCUACUCGGGCAUAAAAACGAAAAAUAUUUUUGAAUUUUAAAUUAUGACCAAUGGCCACAGGUUAUGCAAUUAUAUAAUUACAAUUUUUUUUUGAGACAAUUAUUUUGGACAAAUCAAUCACAAUCAAUAUUUGUAGGUAGAUAUGGAUAUUUUGGUACCUAUUUAAAUACUGAAAAUUGAAUCAGGAGUUGAUUAGGACAAAUUAUAUCGCUAUACGUAUAUUUUAAAUAUUACUAAUUGUUUUAUGUAUUUAGGUCACUACUACUUGCAGUACAAAUGCCAUUAAUCUCGUAAAAGGACUUAUACCAGAUAAUAUUGUAGACUAUACUACCGAAGAUGCGCACAAACAGUUGGAAAAAUAUGGAAAGUACGUUUAUUCUUUAAAGAUGUUUAUUUUAUUUAUUUAUUUUUUCCGUGGACAAAUUUUCUACCAGAGAUCUCACUCCGAUUUUUAAGUGUAGCAUCUUUUCUGGAAGAAAAUCGGUUUGAGAAGGUAUUUAUUGGGAAGGUGGUAAUUUUCCGAUUUUCUAAUGGGUUUUCUCAUCAAAUAUGAAAAACCGAAAAAAAAAUUAGGAAAAACGGGAAAAUGUAAAAAAUUUAGGUAUUAGUUAAAAAUAUUAUGGCCUUCUUUUUUCCUACGCACAACUUUUCUACCAGCAAUUUUGCUCCAAUUUUUUAAUGAUAACAAGUUUUCAAAGGAAAUUUUAUUGGGAAUAUACUUUAGAAAGGUCAUUUUUUGAUUUUCCCAAGAGUUUUCUCAGUAAAUGUGAAAGAACAUGGAAAAACGGAAAAAUAUAAGUUAUAAGUUAUUAUAAGUUGAACUUGGUGGUCAAAAAAAAAAAAAUUAAUUAAAUAUAUUUUAUUUUUUUAUAUGAGUUUUAAAAUCAAAUUUUUACGAAAAUCGUAAAUAUUACGGCUUUCAAAACAUGUAUAACCAAACUCCGCUCUGAACCGUUUUUCUUUAUCGAUAGUUUAUCGUUAGUUACAGGUAUAAAUUAAAUAAUUUUAUGUGCCCCAUCUUCCCCACAACCCACGUUCAACAGAAGCCUCAUCCAUCCCCAAUAUCAGCUCUAUUUUUAAUAUUAAAAUACAAGUAUAAUAACAUAGUAAAUAUUGGUGAGGUUGGGUAUACAUUUAAGAUUUUAAAGUAUUUUUUAACGUAAAAUAAUUAUUAUACAUUAGGUUCAGUAAUAAUUUAGUUAUUAUUUAUACUGAAGCUCUAAUAAAGGAGAUCUAUAUUACAAAAAAUUCAAAAAAUUCAAAUACCGAUUAAUCUGAUAUUGAAACCUAAUGAAUGUAUGUUUUAUUUUUUUUUUUAUAUAUAGAUACGACUUAAUUCUAGAUGCAGCAGGAAUACCUUAUGAAAAUAUCCGUAAAUAUAUUCCAUUGUUAAACAUUUGGGGUGCAUUUAUCACUCUUCGUAGUCCUAUUCUGACUAAUAUAGAUUUAUAUGGCCUGAUACCUGGCAUGGUCAAAAAUGCUUAUGAUUUAGUUGUUCCAAAUGUUUUAUCUGGAGCAGUGUUUAAAGGGGCUACAAUUCGAUGGGGUGCUUUCAUGCCAAUAGAAAAUGGUAUCAAGGAACUGACACAACUAGCUGAGGAGAAAAAAAUCGUUGUUCCCCUAGAUAGUGUAUACAAUUUCACAAACAUUAAAAAUGCGUUUAAGAGAGUAAAAAAUGGACACCUGCGGGGUAAGGUUAUUGUAACAUGUGAUGAAACAAAAGUAAAUGUUACAUAUUAAUCAAAUGAGUCAAAGUUUUUUUAUAAUUAUUAAUAGCUAUAAAAUGAUUUUAUUCUUUUUGAGGCUAUUUCUAAAUGAAACAUAUAUCUUUUCCUAUUUUUUUUUUUUUUGUAAUAUUAUAUUGUUAAAAUUAAAGUACAUAAUUUUUUUAAACAUUUGCUAGUUUUAUUUUAAUCAAUUUGGUAGAUAAAACAUUGUAUUAUUAUUUUGAGUACCUGAUAAAACCUAUGGCCUUAUCUACUAUAUUAUGAAUAAAGAACAACUUAAUAAACUAUAUUAUCACAAGCAAUAUGUAAUAAUAAUUAAAAAUUGUCUUACUUAAAUUACUGAGAUAUAAUAAUAAACAUGGAAAAUCCUCUACGGCUCUACAGGUAAAACGUUGCAAUUUGUUUUCCACUAACUUACAUUUUUAAUGUAACUUACCUAUCUACAAGGUAAAAAUAAGGCACAGGAUUUUGUCAAUAAAUUAUAUUAUACAAUUAUAAACAAUGUAUAUGUUACGGCAUGCGGGCAAUGUGGAAUAUCGAGUAAUAUGCACAUUGCCUGGGAAUUGUAGUACUGCUUGAUUUUGAUGAGCAAUGUAAGUAAAGUUAUACAUUGCCCAGUAUUGUAGUAUGAACAAUGUAAAUCAUAUAAUAUAAUAUCAUAUAUAGAAUUACGGGAAUGAAGAUAAGUUUUUAUUAUUAUCAUUAGGCAAUAAUAUGUGAUUAGGUACCACUGUAAACGUUUCUUUUGAUUAUUAAAAAAAAAAAAAUUAUUAUGUAUCGCUUUUUUUUUUGAACAACUAUUAUUGGAAUGACGUUUAGAAUUACAUUUUUUUUUUUUUUUUGAAAUUAUUAGGUUGGGUACGUCAGCAACACCCACUAAUUUUUUUUUACACGCAGUGAACUGAUUACGUAUGUAUUUUUCUUCGGUGUAACGCCAAGAAUACAACGUAGACUAUUACGUGCACUGUCUACAUCAGGUAUUACGAUUUCAGUAUUUCGGUAUUUCGGUUUCUCAAACUUUUCUCUGGCAAAAUGUUUUUUUCUGAUGCUUCUUUUAUUCUAUUUUUUUGGAUUUUUAAAUUCGUGACUGAUUCUGUUCUCACGAUAAUUGAAGGACUGGGCGCAAGAAGGGAAUUUUUUUGAAAAUGCCUUUUUUACUUAAAAAAGUUUUUUCGAUUCAGCAACCUGUAUAUUAUGAUAAGUAUUCGUUUACUUAAUUGUGUAUAAAUGCCUUUUUUGCAUAGAACUAUUAACUAUACGUCAUAAUAUACUCUUUAUAUUUAUUAAUAAUAUUGGUUUAGGUAUAUUCAAAUGAUUUAUAAUUAAAAUUGUGAUUGAUAACUUAUUAUUUUUCGUAAUAGAUUAUUUUAAUAAUACAAGUUUCUAAUGUAUUAUUAUAUAAUAGUCUGAUAUUCUUAUUGCUGUAUGCUUUAUUUCGUGACUGCUAUUUUUAUUUAUUAAAUAAUUAUGAAAUAAUAGUUUUCAAUUAAGUUUUGACACUAAGGGCCAGCGUAAAAAAAGGCGUUUAUCUGAUUCUUAAACUGAGUUUAUGGCUGAUAACCGACCACGAUUGGUCGAUUAUUCUAUAAACUCUAAAAAUCAACGUUUACGUUGGUGAGAACGGGCGUAAGAGUACACAUUUAGAUAAAAAAGUUACGAAAUUAUAGUUUUUUAAUCAUUUAAAAUUAAAUAGAAUGGGUAAUUUUUGUUUCAUGACCGAAUGUUUUAUUUAUUUACAGUUUUAUGGACACAAAGAAAAACAAAACUAAGGCAUAAUUAUUUUCUUUAAAUUCGAUUUUUCAUGCGGCACAAGUUUUUUAAACGUCAGCAAUACCAAAUGGGUAACAUAAAUUUAAAAUUUCAACUUUUUUUAUUUCAAAAUACAUUUUUCUAUAAAAUUCCCUUCUUGCACCCAGCUUCUCAAUUAUUUUAUUUUUUCUAGAUUUCACUUGUUCUUCUUCGUUUUUUUCUUUUAUUAUAUUCUAACAUAUUUUUAUCAUAGACUACAAAAUUUCUGUAAAUUAUGGAUGUUAUAGCCGCUUCUAAACCUCUUCAAUUCAUAAUUUAUUAAUAAUUAAUAUUUUAAGUGUAGAUGAUUUUAAUCAAAUUUUAGCACUACAUCCAAACAUAGUUCAAAUGGACUAUAUUUUACUCCAUGAUGUAUGGAUCGAUUUUUUAUUAAUUAGACACAUUUUAGAUCUUUGCUUCAUUUUUUAGUUUGGGUAUCUUAUAGCCAAAUAAUAAGUAUAUUUUACAAAUCUUGAUUGGCUCUUUCAAUGGACUCUUGAAUUUAUGAAUUCCUCGGUUUUCCAUGUAGAUACAGUACCGUAAAAACCUACGCAUCGAAAAGGUGCUAUUUUUAAAUCUUUCUACAUGUUACAUAAUUCGUUAAUUUUUUUUAUUUACAAAUUCUUGACUAUUAUCGCUCUGUACAAUCGCAGGUGUACUUACUUCAAAUAUUAAUUCAUAUUACUACUUAGUUGUAGUCAAAUAUUUAAAAUUUAUAUUUUUUUGUUUUAAUACAAUUGGUAUUUAAAUAUUUUAAAUAUUGAUCUUCCAUUUUAAUUUAAACACUAAGUACACACAUAGUAUUUACGUGAUUGCAACAAUAACGACACAUUAUUAAACUUUUGCAAUGAACAUUAUUAAUGGUUUACGUAUUAUAAGUGAUAAGUUACCUAAUCUACCCAUCAUUAAAUGUAUCUUAACUCUAAAGCCGAUAAGCCAUAAUUGUGUAGACGAAAUAAUCGGAAUAAUACGGAUAGAAUAACGUGUACGGCGUUACAAUGCCCAAUUUACUACGGCGCAAGUAUACUUUGACCGGUCAAUGUAUAACCCUGCCCGGGCAAAGUUAGUAUUGUCCAUCAACAUCAGGCAGAGUACACAAUGCCUUAGCAUUUCCAUUUGGUUUAUUCUAAUAAGAACGGUUUUUCGGUCAAAUAUAUUCAAGCUAAAUUUAUCUUUAUUUCUAUUGCAAACAAUUGUUUUCAAUUGUUUCACAGCAUGAGAAAAAUUUAUAAUAAUUGGUACGUUUAGAAAAUAAAAUAAAACAAAUUUGUGUUUAGUUUAAACUUUAAACCCACAAAACAUAUUAAAGCCUAUAUAGGUAGGUAUGUGUAAUAUAGACUAUAAUAUUAUUUAAUGAUUCACAAAGCAGCGUUGGUUAAAUUGCUUUUAAGAAAAAUAAUGUAAAUUAAUAAGUACUCAUUUAUUAUUUUAUACAUUUGUACACUGUGCACAUAAAAAAAUAAUAAACAUCAAGUGUGAAUUAAUUUUAUUACACUACAACGUUAAUUUUUAAAAUAUCCAAUAGUGUAAUUUACGUUUUAUUAUACUGUUAUUAGUUUAAUAAAUAUAUCAAUAUAUUAAACUUGUACUCAUGUUACUCUUUUUUUUUCUUUUUAAUAAACUCACCAAUUACCCUAUGUAUUCGUAACAGAACAAACGAGCUAGAAAAUUCGAUUAAAGACUACAGCAGAAUACGCUAUGGGUUUUAAUUAAAUAUUAACUAAUUUUAUCGGCUAUAGUGCAAUAGUCUCUAUAUUUUCAGGGAAUAUCGACCAAAAUAUGACACAGAAGAGAUAUUACUUACAAAAUGUAGAACGUCUAGGCUAAAGAAUUAUUAAAACAAAUUAAAAUCGAUCGAUAGGCAGUAAAGGUUAAAUAAGAUUUGCACUAACGUUAGAUAAAUACUUAGUUUUAUAUUUACUCUCACGAUUAUCCGUCUAAACGCGUAUGCAAACGUCAAUCGCUUAAAACCAAACUCAUAUUAUUUUAUGGUUCAACGUUUUAUAAAACAAAAAAAAGACUACAAUUUAAAUUCUGCGGUAGUACUCGGAGCGCUAGUGUCCAAUACGAUUAUUUUAAAAAUUGCAGAUAAGUAAAAUAAUUAUUAUUAUACAAUACUUACACUUGGUGAUCACCCACAUGUAACCAAAUUUGUCAUACAUCAUGUAAUUUAAUACUGUAAUAAUAUCAAGUUCUAUGAUGCUAUAGAAGUAGUUGGUGGAAACGAGAUAACCAGAGGAAUAUUGUCACGGUAGAAACGACUCGGAAUGUACAGUUGUUUUUUUUUUUCUAAAGCGAUCGUUUUUAUACUUGCACAUAAUCAAGCUAUGCAGAAGUAAAAGUUUUCGAAAACUAAACGAUGAUUUUGUUCAAUAGUCUAUCACUUUAUUCGUGGACCACUACAUACAUAUAUGUUUUAAACAAUUUUCAUCAAAUGUUAUUAUUUAAGGGAUUGAGUAUAAGGAAUUUUAAAAGGAUUUUUUUAUUGAAAAUAUCUUAGAACAAAUUUUCGGAAUUUGGUGAAUACUUGAUUGCUGAUUUUUUAUAUAAACAAGAUAAAAAUGUUUUAGAAUAUUUGAGGAAGGACAAUAACAUAGAUGAUUUGGUAAACGAAGUUAUUAAAGAAGAUGAAAUAAUAAAUCAUAUGUAUGGGCACAGAGUACAUGACACGAUUGCAACACAUGCAAUUUUUCAAAAAUAA